Molecule: messenger RNA, 333 nt
Organism: Metarhizium robertsii ARSEF 23
Lineage: Eukaryota; Fungi; Ascomycota; Sordariomycetes; Hypocreales; Clavicipitaceae
Exons: 3
Coding region: 1-333 (110 amino acids)
Cellular component (GO): cytosolic large ribosomal subunit
Molecular function (GO): structural constituent of ribosome; RNA binding
Source: RefSeq, a predicted model, not a curated record
AUGGCUCGCGGAACCAAAUCUAGCCAGAAGAGCAGCGACACGCUGAACCAGCGCCUGAACCUCGUCGUCAAGUCGGGCAAAAUCUCUCUCGGCUACAAGUCGACGCUCAAGGCCCUGCGACAGGGGAAGGCGAAGCUGAUCUUGAUUGCUGCCAACACGCCGCCUCUGCGCAAGUCGGAGAUCGAGUAUUAUGCAAUGCUCAGCAAAACGCCGUUGCACCACCACGUCGGCAACAAUAUCGAGUUGGGAACCGCCUGUGGCAGACUUUUCCGCUGCGGCGUCAUGGUCGUUCUCGACGCUGGCGAUUCUGACAUCCUCAGCGAGCAGGUUUAG